AUGUCACAACCCACCACACCUAGACCUUCCGGUUCAACCGCUCACGUAGAAACUCCGGGAACCGAGGAGUCUAAGCCAAAUACCACCGCUGUUUACCCUUCCAAUGCUCAUGUCGCCAUUCGACGAAGACGUAAAGAAUCUGUCUACAUGCAAGAUGACAGUCCUCCCUUUGGAGCCACCAAAUAUCACGGUAAUCUUUAUGGUCUCGACCGAAAAACACAGUUAAAGGUUCAUUUGCAAUCAAAAGUGGACCGCGGGUUUUUCAUGGCUGACAAUGACUGGACGUGUUACCGUCGCAACUAUUUUCAAGUCAGCAGUACAUUCGCGUUGCAAGGCUAUGGUAUGAUUUAUGAUGGACAAGAAUUGCCUUGUCUUGUGGAAGUAGAAGGUCAACUGCAUCCUGUUCAGGCCUUCAUGCUCGGGAUUAAUGCGCGUAUCGCGAACAGUGAUAAAAAAAUCACAUUGAUUCAGCAUACCCCCAAGCGUGACAAAGGGCCUCAAACUGUACCGGAACCUAAACCUAUUCGACCGGGAGGCAACUUGACCCUCAGUACUAUCGGUACCGAUCAAACCAUGGUUACCUUUGAACGUGUGCAAUUUAAAUCCGCCACCGCCAACAACGGCAAACGAAGGGCCGCUCAACAAUACUAUGUUCUGACCGUGGUGCUGUACGCAAAAAUCGAAUCGGGGGCUUUGGUCACCGUGUGUUCCACCCAGUCGGCGCCUCUGGUGGUUCGUGGUCGCAGUCCAGGUCAUUACGCUGAAGCUGACGCGAACACUAGUCGAUCCAACCCUCCCAGCGACGUCCUUCCAUCUCCUUACGGUAAUCGUCCGCCCCAUUUUAUGCAAUCAGGCAUGAUGCAUUCGGGUGAAUAUUCACCUUACGAAGAUUAUUCGGGUAUGGCCUAUGGUGGUGCUGCGCCACCGCCACCACCAUCGGGUCCGCCGCCACCGCCUCACUUUGGUCAUAUGCAUCCGCCUCCACCUCCACCGGCGGGAACGUCGUCCAUGCUACCCAUUAUGCCUGCUUCGUCCGCACCCCCGCCGCCUUCGUCGCAACCCCAUUCGCCUUACAGUCCGGCCCACGGUCAUGGGCCAUUUGCGAUCAACGAACGGCAGGUGCAUGAACCUGCUUCCUCGGACGUGUAUGCGUCGUCUCCUUACGCUGAGAAUGGACCCAACCCACCCGCCAAGUACGGUGCACCUCAUCAACGUGUUCAAUCGAUGCCCGAACAUGACCAUUGGGCGAGAAUGCGCAUGGCCUCCAAUACCAGUAAUGCAAGCAUUGAAAGUGCUCCUAGUGGGCCAUCCUAUAUGAACGGACAUCAUGCGCAUGAGCAUCCAUAUUAUUCCCAUCCAAUGCCUUAUGCACAUUAUCCUCCUCCACAGUCGCCGGGCGCACCUCAACCACCGUAUCCCGGUUAUGACGCACGACCAGUGUCAAUGCAAAGGUAA
Messenger RNA from Radiomyces spectabilis, 1455 nucleotides. RefSeq lists its product as uncharacterized. Gene Ontology annotation, molecular function: DNA binding; DNA-binding transcription factor activity. Gene Ontology annotation, cellular component: nuclear chromosome. The transcript has 2 exons. NCBI's taxonomy places the organism in Eukaryota, Fungi, Mucoromycota, Mucoromycetes, Mucorales, Radiomycetaceae. The record is from RefSeq and is a predicted model, not a curated record. The coding region runs from base 1 to 1455 and encodes 484 amino acids. Gene Ontology annotation, biological process: positive regulation of transcription by RNA polymerase II; meiotic cell cycle.